ACUGUAAUCAUCUUUUUUGUGCGGUCUAAGACUUGGAAUAGCAGAGCACAGAAACCUCGUAGAGGACUGAUUUAAGACAAUGAGUGGUAUGCAACUGCAAAGUGCUUCCCCUGCCUUGACCUUACAAGGCUCACAGCAAAGUGAAGCUUCAGUAACCAAGGCAACUGGUGCAGAGUCAAAGCCAAAGAAGAAAAUCUGCUGUGCUUGCCCGGACACUAAAAGGCUGCGAGAUGAAUGCAUAGUAGAGCAUGGUGAAGAAGCUUGUGCUAAAUGGAUUGAGGCUCACCGAUUGUGCCUCCGUGCUGAGGGAUUCAAUGUUUGAGAUUGGUAAUGAAGAAAAAGAUAAUAAAAAGACAUUGGUAGAAUAACUCAGUUGAUUUAUGAAAUUCAUAAAUGGAUCACAGUUUAUUUCUUUUAGAAUUACAUCAGGUUGAUUGUUGAAAUGCUUAAUAAAUGCAGGGAAAUUGAUUGCUACAUGCAAUUCAUAAUUUAUUAACUUAUAACUUUUUGAAUCAGGAGGUUCUACCCUCUUAGUGUUGUUGAGACUGAAAUAUUUAAAUGAAAUGCAAGUUGUUAUAUCGUUACUUUUUGCUAGAGUGUAGCAGUUAUUCUUUUUGUACUCAAAUCAAUUGAUUGGCAGAUAGGUGCUGUUUAUCUAUAACUCCCUUUACCCUUCUUUGCUUCCCCUUUUCCCUGUUAUUCCCUCAAG
Molecule: messenger RNA, 709 nt
Organism: Gastrolobium bilobum
Lineage: Eukaryota; Viridiplantae; Streptophyta; Magnoliopsida; Fabales; Fabaceae
Product: cytochrome c oxidase copper chaperone 1
Exons: 2
Coding region: 80-322 (80 amino acids)
Cellular component (GO): mitochondrial intermembrane space
Molecular function (GO): copper chaperone activity; copper ion binding
Source: RefSeq, a predicted model, not a curated record